Messenger RNA from Strigops habroptila (Kakapo), 6453 nucleotides. RefSeq names its product SNF-related serine/threonine-protein kinase-like. Gene Ontology annotation, cellular component: cytoplasm. Bases 303 to 2426 code for a protein of 707 amino acids. Gene Ontology annotation, biological process: microtubule cytoskeleton organization; protein phosphorylation; intracellular signal transduction. The transcript has 7 exons. NCBI's taxonomy places the organism in Eukaryota, Metazoa, Chordata, Aves, Psittaciformes, Psittacidae. Gene Ontology annotation, molecular function: ATP binding; protein serine/threonine kinase activity; tau-protein kinase activity. The record is from RefSeq and is a predicted model, not a curated record.
AAGGUGCUAGAGACCUGGAGGUGAGGGUAUUGGGGUGCCCGAGGUGCUGGGGAGUGGAGGUGAGGGUAUUGGGAUGCCCAGGGUGCUGGGAUCAUGGGGACCUGGAGGUGGGUUAUGCCCAGGGCGAUGGGGGGGAAAUUGGAAGUGGGGUAUUGGGGUGCCCAAGGUACUGGAGACCUGGAGGUGGGGUAUUGGGGUGCCCAGGAUCCUGAAAACCUGGAGGUGGGGGUACCCGGAUGCCCUGUGGUGCUGGGGAAGAGAGGUAGGGGUAUGGAGGUGUCCAGGGUGCUGCAAACCUGGACAUGGGGUAUUGGGGUACCCAGGGUGCUGAGGAGUGUAGGUGGGAGUACUGGGAUGUCCACGGUGCUGGAGGUGGGGACGCAGAUGGGUGGCCAGGUCCCAGGAUGCUGGGGUGUCAGGGGUGCCCCAUCCCUCACCCCACAUGGCUCAGCAGCUCCCCCAUGGCACAGCGCCCACUACCGUCCCCGCGUGCCACCAUGGCCGGGGCGCAGGGCUGCGGCGAGGGGCAGAUCGCGGGGCUGUACGACCUGGGGCGCACACUGGGCACGGGCCACUUCGCAGUGGUGAAGCUGGCGCGGCACGUCUUCACUGGGCAGUGUGUGGCCGUCAAGGUGAUCGAUAAGAGCAAGCUGGCAGGGGGAGCCGCGGGGCAGCUCCUGCAGGAGGUGCGCUGCAUGAAGCUGGUGCAACACCCCAACGUGGUGCGCCUCUACGAGGUCAUCGACACACACGCCAAGCUCUACCUCAUCCUGGAGCUGGGUGAUGGCGGGGACAUGUUCGACCACAUCAUGCGGCACGAGGGCGGGCUGGCCGAGGCGCGAGCCAAGCACUACUUCGCCCAGAUCGUCCAUGCCAUCUCCUACUGCCACAAGCUCCACGUGGCGCACCGCGACCUCAAGCCCGAGAAUGUGGUCUUCUUCCAGGAGCAAGGGGUGGUCAAGCUCACCGACUUCGGCUUCAGCAACCGCUUCCAGCCUGGCAAGAUGCUCACCACGAGCUGUGGCUCGCUGGCCUACUCGGCGCCCGAGAUCCUGCUCGGGGAUGAGUACGAUGCCCCAGCUGUCGACAUCUGGAGCCUGGGGGUCAUCCUCUACAUGCUGGUCUGUGGCCACCCCCCCUUCCAGGAGGCCAAUGACAGUGAGACCCUCACCAUGAUCAUGGACUGCCGAUACACCAUCCCCGCGCACGUCUCAGCUCAAUGCGCUGACCUCAUUUCCAGGAUGCUGCAGCGCGACCCGAAGCGCCGAGCCUCGCUGGAGCAGAUCGAGGGCCACGUGUGGCUGCAGGGGGUGGAUCCGUCCCCCGCCAGCCGCUGCCUGCUGCCCCUCACCUCGCACAAGCAUGUGUCCCAGGAGGAGCAUGAAAUCAUCCUCCGGGCCAUGACGUGCGGGAACAUCGCGGAUCGGGACACCAUCCAGGAGGCGCUGGAAGCCGACCGCUACAACCACAUCACGGCCACGUAUUUCCUGCUGGCGGAGAGGAUGCUGCGGGAGAAGCAGGAGAAGCAGAGCCGCAGCCUCAGCCUCGUCUACAACCUGGCCAAGGAGGUGCAGAGCAGGGCCAACUUAUCAGGCACGUUCAGCCCCCUGGGCAGCGCCAGCAGCCUCCUGCCUUUUGCGGAGGUGCCGAGCAGCCUCACUGCUGGCUCCCGGCUGCCCCCCCUGCCCACCGGAGCCGACAUUGGCAGCCGGCAGCCCCCCAGGACCCUCCUGAAGAUCCCAGUCGUUGACACCACCAUCACCAAGAGCACGCCGGCCCUGCAGCAGAUCUGCGAGGAGGAAGACGAGGAGGAUGAGGAGGACGAGCGGAGGCCCAGCGCCAUGGAGAGGAAGAGCAGCUCGCUGAACCAGGAGCAGAUGCGAGCCUUCCUGCGCACCCACCACCCGCCCAGCCGUGGGGAGCUGUGGGGCCCCGGGGCCGAGCUGGGGGGCUGGGGCUGGGCUGGGAAGGCAGUGAGGGGUGUUCGGGAUCUCCCAGCACUGUGGGGAGAUGGAGCAGAGCCCCCCAAGAGGGAGGAGGGUGCAGGCCCUGGGGGUUCCUCAGCAGAGCCCCCCAGGGAAAUGGGAGCCACCACGUCACCCCGGAGCAGCUCUGCUGAGGUCCCCCAGGGGCUGGGGGCAGACAUGACCCCCACUGACCCCCUGAGCCCCACGGACAAGUCCCGAGGGCAGGAGGCACCCGCCAGCCUGGCCCGGAGGUCGGUGGAGAGCUCGGGACUGGGGAGCACCGAGGGGGGUGUGGAGAACGUGAUCAAGCAGGACCCUGGCAAGAGCAAGGGGGGCAGCCUGCGGGACAGGCUCCUGCAGUUCCCGCUCUGUGAGAAAGCCCUGGCCUUCAAACUGCAGCCGGGCUCCAGGGAGAGCCUCCUUUCGCUGGGGCAGUUCAACUGCUGCCAUGUCAUUUAGACCCCGGGUGAGGGUCUGGGAGGGGACCCCCUCCCCUCCCUGUGCUCUGCCCCUGACCCACAGCCCCGGGGCUGCCAGGGGGCAUGCAGCCCCUGCUGUGUCACCGGCAGUGGCCACCCCAUUAGCACCCACCUGGGAUGCCCAGGAGGGGACUGCUUGUGGGGAGGGUGAGGUGGGCUGGGGUCCCGCAACACAAGCCCUGGGGCAGCUCCGUGGCCCUGCCGGCGUUGGAUGGGACACGCUAUGUUUUUUAACUCCUAGAAAUAACUUUUUUAAAUAGUCUAUUUUAAUGUAACUACAUAGAGAUCGCAAUAUCCCCGCCUGCCCCACAGCAGGGCUGUGUUCUCUUUAGCAGCCGUGGGGCAGCCGCUUCUUUGCCUGCACCCACCCCGCUGUUCACCCGGCCGGGGCCAGGCACAACGCUGCCCAUGGCACAGCCUGACCCGGCAUCUUCCCUUGCAAAUAAGCUUCUAUUUAUUAUCUCUUUGUUUUCUUGCUGGCAAGAACUGAAUGAUGACCGCGGCACGGGCUGGAGCUGGGCAGCGCACGCGUGCGGAAGGGAGUGGAGCCACUGGAAGCAAAGUCCAUCGGGACAAUAAAUAAGCUGCUCUGCUGUGUCUCCCUCUUGCAUCUAUCCUAUUUCCUGGCCUCCCUCCAUGCAUACCCCUAAAAUAACACCCUUACCUGGGACGUCGUGCAACUCGCUGCAGUAGUGUGGCUGGAACAGCAACGGUGCUGUGUGGGAGAUGGCACGGAGCUGGCCCUGGAGAGAUGAUGGAAAAGAAGCAGGAGAAACUGCUGCUUUUGCCCAUGGGCUCCCCAACUUUGCUCCUAAAGGAUAAACCUUUGCCUGAACAGGGGCUUGAACCCUGGACCCUCAGAUUAAAAGUCUGAUGCUCUCCCAACUGAGCUAUCCAGGCUCACAUUUGGGGUUUUGGGGGACGCUCAAGACAUGCAGUGAGGACCCCACUUCACUGUGGCACUGGAGGGCCAAUGUGGGGGCUUGCUUUGGCCUCUUCCACCCCAACAAAGCCACCACAGUGGAGGGCAUCCUCCCAUGAUGAGGAGCAUCACCAGGACCAGGACCUCUACCCUACCCUGGCAGGCACAUACACCAGGUUUGCCCUGCUGGGGACAACCAGAAGCCAGAGUGGCAAAGGAGGAGGAGAAGGAGGAGGAAGAAGAGGAGAGCUCAGCCAGGGCUACGGGUGCUGAUCCCAGCAGCCUGGCAGAAUAACAACGCGGCAGCAGUGGGCUUGGAGCUUGUUUUGCUGGGGACCAGCUCUCAGCGCUGCUGGUGCACCGGGCUCAGCACCCGGGUCUGGGCACGGGCCGCGCUCUCACAGUACCGAUCCUGGCAGUGCACGGAAAGCGCCGGUGCCUCAGGGUGCGCUGGCAGCAGCGAGCGGGAGCUGUGAGCGGCUGAGAAACUCCGCUGGCUCCCGGGCAUCCGGCCACAGAAGAGCAGCGGCCGCGGGGCCGCGCUGGGGCUGGAGUCGCACCGCGCUCAGUGCCCUGCCCUGGGGCCGGGGCCGCACCGCGCCCAGCGCCCUGCGCUGGGGCUGCAGCGACCGCGGCUCGAGCCCCAGCCACAGCAGCAGCUUUGCCAACAGCCCGGCCUUGGUUUGCUCUUAACCAGCCCUGCAGGACGAGGGUCUCUGCUCCACAGGAACCCACCGGGCCAGGCUGGGGAAGAUUAAAGCCGACCGCAAAUGCUCAUGGGGUGGGGCAGAGCCCAGGGACAACGGUUCCACUGAAGAAGGGUCUCUUCAGGGUCCUCACUGCAGUAACUGGCUUCUCUAAAAGCAUCCAGUGGGGGCACACGCCCCGCUUUGUGGUGGUGCUGGGACAGGACUGAUAGGCCAGGGGAGGGACGGAAGGAAGCCCCGUGUGAGAAACUAUGGACUAGGAUAUUGUUUAUUAAGAUUUAUGUUAAGCUCAAUGUAAAGGUUAGGCAACAAAGAUGUGAAAUUGCUUAUGCAGACAGAAACUCGGACACUGCUUGAGUAAGAUAAGAUAACCACAAUCGCGAGAUAACUGCCAGACUUCCAGGAACCGACAGAAACAGGACAAACAACCCCAGAUAAGGACAUGUGAAUGAGGGGUCAGCUAUGGGAUAAAGGAGAAAGACUUCUUACUUCGGCCUCAACGACCACCAGGAGGUAGAAAACGACCCCCUAACAACAACUGAAGCAUGCGCAGAGUACCUCCACUACUUCAUGAACACGGAAGUAAAGAUGUAUAAAAAGGGACUGUUUGAACUGCUCAGCACGGCAGUGGCGGAGCGCAGACUCCCCUGUCGUCCAGCGCUGUUUUUGCUCAUAUUCUACUUGCUAUAAUUAAUAAAAUUUUAAUUGGAUUAUGAUCCGUUGUGGUCACAAUUUAUGACAAUUUCUGGUGCCGUGACUCGGAUAAGGAACGGUGGGCUUUGGUCCUCCGGGGAGGCGCCCCGCGACAUUUCGCGGCCCCGCGACCAACAGCUCACUCCAACCUUACCGACGAACCUAAAUUCUAGGAUAUUGAGCAAAAAAAGGACCGGUAAAAUCCCAUAAAAUUCUGUGCACGGGAGUCCGGACGAAGACGCAGGACGCAAACAGCUGUCCGAACUGCUGAGCGUGGAUGGACUCAUGCCAGUCGCAUUAAAGGCCCAGUGACGAGACCCCACUGGAAAGUAAUCAGUACUCCAGGUGACACCAAGAUAACCCUGAAAAGAUAACGUAAUGAUAAAGACUUUAUUCGAUUAUUUUACCGCAUUACCUCUCGGUAUAAAGUGUGUAUUGCUGUUUAUAUUUGCUAUAAUUAUUUCUCUUUUUUUCUAUUAUAUAUGGAAGCGUACAAAGUGUGUUGAAGGAAAUUGCUAAACUUAUGCAACCUCACAAUAUUAAAUAUAGAAGAUAUGUUGAUGUAAAUAAUAUAUGCACUCUAGAUAUAUGAAUUAGGUGUAAUGAUUUGAACUGCAAUUGUUAUCCAUUUGCUUGUUUUAGGUGUAAGGUAUGCCAGGAUAAAUGGUAGACACAUUGUGAAUGUGGAUACCCUCCAAUAGGAGUUUGCACACAGUGUUGGAAAAUCCAAAGAACUCUCACUGAGUGGAAAUUAAAACAAUUAGAGUCUAAACAAAAAAAUUAUUCGGGAAUCCCAUGAGUGGUGGGAAAUUUUUGCCAAAGGAAUAAACCCUCGAUAUUAUUGCUACCACUCCAACGAACCAGUCCCCUUUGUAGCUGAAAUUUUGGUUAUAAAAUGCAGAAGGGAAGUACUGACCGUGUCUUACUUUACCCCAUUAGUUAAAGCUGCAAAGUGGGAAGCCUAUAUAAACAGGCAGAAAGCCCGAAACAGCUGUUCUCCUGAAGAAUUCCCUUGCUGCCGAGAAGAUGGUACACCCCGUGGCUCGAAGCAACCGAGUCGACGGGCGAGGCAGAGGAGGAACAAACUGUGGAGAAAAGAACCAGAACGAUGGGACACAAAAGCAGCAAUGGCCGAACUUCCCCAGGACUGAUAAAAAUAUACUUAAAUUGACAAAAUUGACAGACACCCUUUUUCCUGGUAUACCGUUAGUUUUGUUAUUGAUAAUAACCCAAGCAAAUGGAAACCCUCAUGAACCUAUGAAAUGGACGAUUGGUCGAUGGGAGGACCAAACAGUAAUUGGCAUUAAUGUCACUGCCGGAGCCCCCACAUUCCGAGCAGCGCUGUGCCAACUAGCACCUAUAGAACCAUGCUUAAAUCUGAAAGGAUAUUAUUUGUGUCCUGCUUCCAACCCAGGCAAAGGGUAUUGCAACUAUCCAAACGAGUAUUAUUGUGCGUCCUGGGACUGUGUAACCCUCGCUGCGGCAUGGCAGCCGGGUAGGUCAGACCCUUUCCUCAAGACUCAGUGGGGUCCUGAGGGAUGUACACCUCCUCGAUAUGAUUCCUCGGGAGGUAUCAUAAGUCCAGGAAAUUGUGCUCAUAUAAUUCUUACAAUAUUGCAACCGGACGAUUUUGGGUGGAUAACAGGAAGAACAUGGGGAAUUAGAUAUUGGGAACCAGGUGUAGA